CAGAACAGAGCUACUCCUUUUUUCCUAAUAAAUAAUACAAACGCGUCUCCAGAGGCUGAGACCAGACUUUGCGUUCCCGCCGCCUGUUUCAUUCUCUCUCUCUCUCUCUCUCUCUGUGUCUCUGUGUCUGUCUCUGCAAGCUUGAAAAAGCUCAUAGUAAACGUAAAGAGAACAGAACUAGAAAGCAAGAAACAGAGCUCGUUUUGUAAACGAAGAAAAAGAAAACAGAGCACUCUUCUCUGGCUCUCAAAUGGCAAAGCCAAAGAACAAUGCCAAGAAACUUUCCUACAUCUCUGUUCCAUCCCAGAUCAUUAGUUCUUUGUCAUCGUCUUCUCUGCAAUCUCUUCUACUUUCCCCGAAAAAAUCUUCCAAGAAUAGGUUGUAUAGCUUCUUCACUACCUAUAGGAGUCCAAGAUUCUGGUUUUUCACUCUGUUCCUCUUUGGUCUUUUCGGUAUGAUGAAGUUGGGUUUCAAUGUUGACCCUUUGGUUCCAUUUCCUUCUUCAUAUCCAUGUUUUACGGGUCAAUCUCCAGUCUUGAGCUCUGAUAGGUCUUCAAAACUCCGUAGGACUAUCGCUUCAAGUGGCGAAAAUGGUGGGAAAAUGGAAGCUUUAACCGAUCUUAGCCUCCCGAGGGUAUCGAAAUCAAAUGGGUAUUCGGAAGAUGAGCAAAAAAGUGAAUUUUGGAAGCAACCGGAUGGAUUGGGGUACAAGCCGUGCUUGAGUUUCAGCAGAGAGUACAAAAAAACGAGUGGAGGGAUCGUGAAAAAUAGGAGAAAAUAUCUGAUGGUUGUCGUUUCAGGUGGAAUGAAUCAGCAAAGGAAUCAGAUUGUGGAUGCAGUGGUUAUUGCAAGGAUUCUUGGGGCUGCUUUGGUAGUUCCUGUUUUGCAAGUCAAUGUCAUUUGGGGUGACGAAAGUGAGUUUUCUGAUAUAUUUGAUUUGGAGCACUUCAAGAAAGUUCUUGCCGAUGAUGUGCGAAUAGUUUCGUCACUGCCAUCGACACAUAUAAUGACAAGGCCAGUGGAGGAGAAGCGGACUCCGCUUCAUGCCUCGCCUAAUUGGAUCCGCUCACGCUAUCUCAAAAGGAUUAAUAGGGAAGGGGUUCUACUGUUAAGAGGUUUGGAUUCAAGACUCUCUAACGAUCUUCCUUCUGAUCUUCAGAAACUUCGAUGCAAGGUUGCUUUCCAUGCGUUGAGGUUUGCGCCACCAAUAUUGGAACUUGGUAACAAGCUUGCUGAUAGGAUGCGGAGCAAAGGACCCUACCUUGCUCUUCAUCUUCGAAUGGAGAAGGAUGUAUGGGUGAGGACAGGCUGUCUACCUGGUUUGAGCCAUGAAUAUGAUGAGAUGAUAAGCAAUGAGAGGAAACAACGCCCAGAACUUCUGACUGCAAGAUCAAACAUGACUUACCAUGACAGAAAGCUUGCCGGUCUCUGCCCAUUGAAUGCCUUGGAGGUGACUAGGCUGCUUAAAGCUUUAGGAGCUCCCAAAAAUGCUAGGAUAUAUUGGGCUGGUGGCCAGCCACUUGGUGGAAAAGAAGCCUUGGAUCCAUUAUUCCACGAAUUUCCUGAUUUAUACAAUAAAGAAGAUCUUGCUUUGCCUGGUGAACUAGAGCUGUUUGCUAAUAGAGCUUCUUUCAUGGCUGCCAUUGACUAUAUUGUUAGUGAGAAAAGUGAUGUCUUCAUGCCGUCUCAUGGUGGAAAUAUGGGACAUGCCCUUCAGGGACAACGGGCUUAUGCAGGGCACAAGAAGUAUAUAACCCCAAAUAAAAGACAGAUGCUCCCUCAUUUUAUGAAUUCUUCACUUCCUGAAGCAGAGUUCAAUAGUAUCAUAAAGAGUUUGCACCGGGAGUCGUUAGGACAGCCGGAGCUUAGGAUUGGCAAGGCUGGAAGGGAUGUUACCAAGUAUCCCAUCCCCGAGUGUAUGUGCAACAAUUCGCGUGGCCAUUCAUAGUCAUGAGCUACAUAGCCAAAGUCUUCCAACUUGAUAGUUUUUCACUGCAAAAGAGUUCCUUCACUGAGAACAGGGAAGUUUUGGUGAAUACUUUGGACCGGAGUCAUUCGAAAAGCAAGUUUUCUUUUUUCAGGACAAUGAUGGUUCUUUCGCUUGCAAUUUUUGAACUGCAGCUAGGCAUUGAGGUUCUUACCUGCUUAUAUAUUUAUUCAUAUGCUGAGGCCAAGAUGGAUAUCUAUGAAUCACACAGUUUUACGACUAUACCUAUAAUUCUUUGAUUCUUUUAUAGGAAUAAUUCUUUCACAAUAUAUGUUCUUUUUCUUUUGUUCUUUCACUUACGUUCCUUGUACCACAUCUACAUUUCUGUAUCAUAGGACAUACGUGUAAAUUUGUAUUAUAUAAUAAUAUACAUAUAUAUAUAUAUAUAAAAUUUAGUGUUACAAAUUUCUUUGUUCAAAUAUAUAUUAUUCUCAGUAUCUGUUUAUUCGUCCAGUACAUUGAUUACUUAACCAUCAAGUUGUAAUAUUGAUUUCCAAGUCGUUGUACCUAAUUAUUUGCCAGAAAAGUAAAACUAGUUUCUUUAAGGAGCUACUUGGACUAGGAGCAAACUUUUAAAAAGGAAUGGUUCUUCAACAAUUUUAACAUAACAUCAGAAAAACGUGAAUCAUACAUUUGACAUUUUCUUAAGAGAAUCGAGUGAAUAAUCCACUAGCUUAGUUGCCUUGGCACAUGGUCCUUCAAUUUUUUUGGGGGGUGAGUUGAGAUUUUAAACGUAAACAAAAAUGGUAUCAUUGGUUUCUCAUUCUCGGUUGCGUAUACCAUGCAAAUGCCUCCUCUGUUUUUCCUUCUAUUGGACUAUAACGAUUUUCUUUCUUUCUUUAUUUUUUUUUUUUUCCAACAAAAGGAAUGUUGAACAAAGUCUAAUGGGAAUGUCAAGAUGUAUCAUAUGGAUGAGUGCAAUAGUUGUACUACAUCAUUGAGAAACUAGUCUAUUUGAAGGAUUAAAUUAGACAAGGCUAAAGAAAACAAAAAAAGAGUACAGAUUACUCCAUUAAUCAAUCAAUUGUUUCACUAAUAUUGAGAAAGGAUAUGAAACUUCACUUUUAAGAAAUCUUUUUCAAAAUCCAUUCUUCUCCGCAAGUUUAUUAUUUUUCCUUUCUGGUGUAUAUAUUAUUCAGUCUGCAUUGUUUAACAAGGAUAACAAGCCACCGUUCCACCGAGAAAAGAAAGACAAACUACAAGUUAUUCCAGUCAUUAUAUAUAUAUAUAUAUAUAUA
Messenger RNA from Ziziphus jujuba (common jujube), 3225 nucleotides. RefSeq names its product O-fucosyltransferase 20. Gene Ontology annotation, cellular component: cytoplasm. Lineage: Eukaryota; Viridiplantae; Streptophyta; Magnoliopsida; Rosales; Rhamnaceae. The record is from RefSeq and is a predicted model, not a curated record. The coding region runs from base 251 to 1948 and encodes 565 amino acids. The transcript is spliced from 6 exons.